CCUUUUCCUACCUUGCUCUGCUCCUUUUCAUUUCAACAUUCCUUCAAAUACUCUCUCUCUCUCUCUCUCUCUCUCUCUCUCUCUAGCAGAAACUUACUCAUUUUGUGUUCAAUGCUCAGAUAGCCUUCACCAGAAAUGGGUAGUCCGGUAAACAUCAUUGUUGGAUCGCAUGUUUGGGCUGAAGAUCCUGAAGCUGCGUGGAUCGAUGGACAAGUGUUAGAGAUUAAAGGAUUGGAUGCAACUAUACUUACUACAGAUGCCAAGACUAUAGUUGCAGCUAUUUCAAGCAUAUAUCCAAAAGAUACUGAAGCGCCCCCGGCCGGGGUUGAUGAUAUGACCAAGUUAGCUUACCUCCACGAGCCGGGGGUCUUAUACAACCUCGCAUGUCGCUUUUCUCUCAAUGAGAUAUAUACUUACACAGGGAACAUUUUGAUAGCUGUGAAUCCUUUCCGGAGGUUGCCACAUCUGUAUGAUAUCCAUAUGAUGCAGCAGUACAAAGGAGCUGCUUUCGGAGAGCUGAGUCCGCAUCUCUUUGCCGUUGCAGAUACCUGCUACAGGUCAAUAAUUAAUGAACAUGGAAGCCAGUCUAUCUUGGUGAGCGGAGAGAGUGGAGCUGGAAAAACGGAGACAACGAAAAUGCUAAUGAGAUAUCUAGCAUUCAUGGGAGGGAGGUCUGGCACAGAAGGAAGAACAGUUGAGCAACAGGUUUUGGAGUCAAAUCCAGUUUUGGAAGCAUUUGGCAAUGCAAAAACUGUUAAAAAUAACAAUUCCAGUCGUUUCGGUAAAUUUGUAGAAAUCCAAUUCGAUAAGCAUGGGAAGAUCUCCGGAGCUGCAGUUCGGACUUAUCUCCUAGAAAGAUCGCGUGUUUGCCAAGUCUCUGAUCCGGAGAGGAACUACCAUUGCUUUUACAUGCUUUGCGCAGCGCCUCCAGAGGAAGUGAAGAGGUACAAGCUUGGAGAUCCAAGAUCAUUUCACUAUCUAAAUCAAAGUAAUUGCUAUGAGGUGGCAAAUGUAGACGAUGCCAGAGAAUACCUGGAAACCAGAAAUGCCAUGGACAUUGUUGGAAUCAGCCAGGACGAGCAGGAAGCUAUAUUCCGCGUAGUAGCUGCUAUACUCCAUUUGGGGAAUAUUGAGUUUGUCAAGGGGAGUGAAGUAGAUUCAUCUAAGCUGAAAAAUGAUAAGUCACUCUAUCACCUUCAGACGGCAGCUGAGCUGCUCCAGUGCAGUGAGAAGGCACUGGAGGACUCUCUUUGCAAGCGCGUCAUUGUUACCCCCGAUGGGAGCAUCACAAAACCACUCGAUCCAGCUGCAGCUGUCACAAGCAGGGAUGCUUUUGCAAAGACAAUAUAUUCCAGAUUGUUUGAUUGGAUUGUGGACAAGAUAAACAAUUCGAUUGGUCAAGACCCGAAUGCUAAAAGCAUAAUUGGAGUCCUAGAUAUUUAUGGGUUCGAGAGUUUCAAGAUCAACAGUUUUGAGCAGUUGUGUAUCAACCUAACGAACGAGAAGUUGCAACAGCAUUUCAAUCAGCAUGUUUUCAAGAUGGAACAAGAGGAGUAUACAAAGGAGGAAAUUGACUGGAGUUAUGUUGAGUUCGUUGACAAUCAAGAUGUUCUAGAUCUUCUUGAAAAGAAACCAGGAGGAAUAAUUGCUCUUCUUGAUGAAGCCUGCAUGUUUCCGAAAUCAACCCAUGAAACCUUUGCACAGAAGAUGUACCAGACUUAUAAAGCGCACAAACGCUUCAGCAAGCCGAAGCUUGCUAGAACCGACUUCACCAUAAAUCAUUAUGCCGGUGAUGUAACCUAUCAAGCAGAUCAAUUUCUCGACAAAAAUAAGGAUUAUGUUAUUGCAGAACAUCAAAAUCUUUUGAAUGAUUCUAGUUGCUCAUUUGUUGCAAAUCUUUUCCCUUCAUUGCCUGAUGAAACAUCAAAGCAAUCCAAGUUUUCCUCCAUCGGUACCCGCUUCAAACAACAAUUACAAUCAUUAAUGGAAACCCUGAGCACAACAGAGCCACAUUACAUCAGAUGUGUGAAGCCAAAUACAGUUCUGAAACCUGGGAUAUUUGAGAACUAUAAUGUCUUGAACCAGUUAAGAUGCGGAGGUGUACUAGAGGCCAUAAGAAUAAGCUGUGCAGGGUAUCCGACAAAAAGAACAUUCGAUGAGUUUAUAGACCGGUUUGGAAUGCUAGCCCCAGAUGUUGUGGAUGGGUCAGAUGAGAAAUCAGCAUGUAUUGCAAUAUGUGACAGGAUGGGCUUAAAAGGCUAUCAGAUUGGGAAAAGCAAGGUAUUUCUGAGAGCAGGGCAGAUGGCUGAAUUAGAUGCUAGAAGAGCAGAAGUUCUGGCUCAUGCCGUCAAGCGCAUUCAGAGGCAAAUCCGAACUCACCUUACAAGAAAAGAGUUUAUUAUUCUACGGAAGGCGUCCAUAAAUGUCCAGAAACUUUGGAGAGCACGAAUUGCGUGCAAGCUUUAUGAACACAUGAGGAGAGAAGCUGCUUCAAUCCGAAUACAGAAACAUGCACGUACUCUUGCAGCAAGAAAUUCAUACACCAAAUUGCAGGAGGCAGCGGUAAUAAUUCAAACUGGCUUACGAGCAAUGGCAGCACGGAAUGAGUUCAGACGCAGAAGACAAAACAAAGGAGCAACAAUCAUUCAGACACAAUGGAGAAGUUUCUACGCCCUUUCUGCCUAUAAACGGCUCAAGAAGGCCAACAUUUCACUUCAAUGCCUGUGGCGAGCUAGAAUAGCGAGGAAGGAGCUUCGGAAGUUAAGAAUGGAAGCAAGAGACACAGGAGCACUCAAGGAAGCAAAGGACAAGCUGGAAAAGCGUGUUGAUGAGCUAACAUGGAGAUUAGACAUUGAGAAACACCUACGAAUGGAUAUUGAAGAAGCCAAGGGGCAGGAAAUAGCAAAAUUGCAGAAUGUUUUACAGGAUAUGCAAACACAGCUUCAUGAAGCUCAAGCUGCAAUCAUUCAUGAAAGAGAAGCUGCCAAGAUAGCAAUCGAACAAGCCCCGCCAGUCAUCAAAGAGGUACCAGUUGUUGACAACACGAAGGUGGAGCUACUGACAAAUCAAAACCACGAACUCGAGGAAGUGAUUACUGAAUUGAAGAAGAAGGUAGAAGAGUUUGAGCAGGCUUAUUCAAAGGUGGAACUAGAAAGCCAUGCUAGACUUAAAGAAGCAGAAGAGGCACAAAUGAAAACUUCACAACUGCAAGAGAGCAUUGAAAGAUUAGAAUCAAACCUAUCUAAUCUCGAGUCUGAGAAUCAGGUGCUACGUCAGCAGGCUUUGGCUGCAUCAGCUAAGGAAGACUUCACUGAGGAAAUGGAACUACUGAGGGAGAAGAUUAAAGUUUUGGAGUCGGAGAACACGUUGCUCCACAGUCAAAAAGUUGUUGUGCAACAAAUACAGAGUUGUGAUGAUGAUCAAGUUAUAUCAUCAUCAGUAAAGAAUUUGGAUAAUGGAUACGAGAACCAUAAUGGCGGGGACACAAUGGUACACCAACUGACAACAGAAGUAGAGCAGCAGAUAAAUGAAGUGAUAAAGGAUUCAGAGGCUAUUCCCCCUCUUCUCUCUAAACAGAGAUCCUUGACAGAUAGGCAGCAGGAAAAUCAUGACGCACUGAUCAAAUGUCUUCUAGAAGACAACCGCUUUGAUAAGAAUAGGCCAGUUGCUGCCUGCAUUGUGUACAGAAUACUCAUACAGUGGAGAUCCUUCGAAGCAGAUAAAACUAAUAUAUUUGAUAGGAUUAUUCAUGCAAUCCAAUCAUCAAUUGAGAACCAGGACAGCACCAAGAAUCUGGCGUACUGGCUGUCAACAACUUCGACUCUUUUGUUUCUUCUGCAAAGAACGAUCAAAGCAAGCAAUACAUCAGCAGCAGCUUCAAGAAGAAACAGAAGUUCACCCAUCUCGCUUUUUGGUAGAAUGGCACAGGUGCGGUCAUCUUCUAUGAUCAUGGGACUAUCAAGUGGUUACAGCGGGAUGGAGGGCAACCCGAUCAAGAAAUCAAGGAUUGAGGCAAAAUAUCCGGCUUUGUUGUUUAAGCAACAUCUGACAGCAUGUGUUGAGAAAAUAUAUGGGAUGAUUCGUGAUGGCUUGAAGAAAGAGAUCAGUUCAUUUCUUAAUUUGUGUAUACAAGCACCAAGAGCUGCGAGGAUCAGACCGGUAAAAGGGCCCUCUAAAACCAUCCAUUCACAUAUCAUGAAACAACAGAGCUCUAGCAUACACUGGCAAAAUAUCAUCCAAUGCUUUGAUCAUACCAUGAGAAUACUGUCCGAAAAUUAUGUUGCACCAACCAUCACAAAGAAGAUUUUCAGCCAAGUAUUCUCAUUCAUAAAUGUUCAGCUUUUCAAUAGCUUACUGCUACGUCGUGAAUGCUGUUCAUUUAGCAACGGUGAAUAUGUUAAGGCCGGUUUACAAGAACUGGAAAACUGGUGUGUAAAAGCAACGGCUGAGUAUGCUGGAUCCUCGUGGGACGAACUUCAACACAUAAGACAAGCUAUAGCAUUUCUGGUCCUGCAUCAGAAAACUCACAAAUCCUUGGAUGAGAUCACAAGUGAACUCUGUCCGGUAUUGAGCAUCGCACAAAUAUAUAGAAUCGGAACCAUGUUUUGGGAUGAUAAAUAUGGAACCCAAGGAUUAUCUAUAGAGGUAAUUGCAAAGAUGAAAGCUCUGACAGUAGAAGAUUCGAUUAGUACACCAAACAAUACAUUCUUGCUCGAUGUGGAUUCAAGCAUACCUUUUUCCAUGGAUGAGAUAUCACAGUCCUUCCAGGAUAUGAAUGUAUCAGAUGUGAAUCCGCCACCUCUUCUUCGUCAGAGAUCGGACUUCCAUUUUCUGUUGCAGAUAGCAGAAUCAUAAUUUUGCAUACCUCCAAUUUUGAUUUGAUUCAGCAUAUAGAUAUGAUGAAUACACAUUCUUUUUUUCCCUGUGAGUGGUGAGGGAGCGAGUGUGAGUGUGAGUGUUCAAAAUGUAAAUCCCCUUCUUUUCAUUCAACCAUUAUUUUCUUUGUUUUGAUUCUUUUUUAUGCAUUGUGAUCCAGACAAGUUUGAACUCGCAUUAUCUGUAUAAACAGAUAUAUAUUUUAGUGCUUGAAAAUUGAAAUCCUCUCAAUCAACCAAUGGAACAACGUAGCCAUUUAAAUCUA
This is a messenger RNA of Salvia miltiorrhiza (redroot sage), 5140 nucleotides long. Its product is annotated as myosin-12. The coding region runs from base 136 to 4854 and encodes 1572 amino acids. The record is from RefSeq and is a predicted model, not a curated record. Lineage: Eukaryota; Viridiplantae; Streptophyta; Magnoliopsida; Lamiales; Lamiaceae. Gene Ontology annotation, molecular function: actin filament binding; ATP binding; microfilament motor activity. Gene Ontology annotation, cellular component: myosin complex; vesicle; actin cytoskeleton. Gene Ontology annotation, biological process: actin filament organization; vesicle transport along actin filament. The transcript is spliced from 40 exons.